AUGCCUCCCGGUGAUAACAUUUUCAACGAGACAUGCUUAAUUCACCUGGUCGAGGAAAGAGUUUCUGUUCUACCUGACCGUGAUAAUAUUGUGUGGGACAAAGCGCAGGUGCAUACCUGGCUUCUGUCAGGGGAGGAGGAACAGCCACACUUUUCCACAUCGGUUCAAGGUCGGUGUGGGGCUUUAAAAACGGAGAGCUGCGCUGGUUCUUUGCAGUUCCUACGCAGCGCAAACAUGCUCAGGUUUCUGUUGUUGACAAGUCUCGCGUGCUUGGCUCUGGCUGAGCCUCAGCCCAGGUACCUGAAGGACAGCGUUGAAAGGGUUGUUGGAGGCGAGGUGGCCUCACCAAACUCCUGGCCAUGGCAGAUCUCUCUCCAGUACCAGUCUGGUAGCAGAUUCUACCACACGUGUGGAGGCAGCCUCAUUCGCCCAGGCUGGGUCAUGACUGCCGCACACUGUGUGGACAGCAACAGGACGUGGCGUGUUGUUCUUGGUGAACAUGACCUCAACAGCGACAGUGGCAGAGAGCAGGUCAUUGGUGUCAGCCGUGUUUAUAUCCACCCCAAGUGGGAUUCUUACAGAGUCUCUAACGGCUACGACAUUGCUCUGCUGCAACUGUCCACUGACGCUAAACUGAACACCUACGUCCAGCUGGCCUCUCUGCCUCCCUCUGGACAGAUUCUGCCCCACAACAACCUCUGCUACAUUACUGGAUGGGGCCGUACCUCCACCGGUGGUAGCCUGUCUGCCCAGCUGAAGGAGGCCUACCUUCCCUUGGUGGGCCAUGACACCUGCUCCAGCGGUGACUGGUGGGGCAGCACUGUGAAGACCACCAUGGUGUGUGGUGGUGGUGGUGCUGAGGCUGGAUGCAAUGGUGACUCUGGUGGCCCUCUGAACUGCCAGGUCAGUGGUAAAUACUACGUGCAUGGUAUUGCCAGCUUUGUGUCUGGAUAUGGAUGCAACUAUCCCAAGAAACCCACCGUCUUCACCCGUGUGUCUGCCUACAUCGACUGGAUGAACUCGGAGACUGUGACCAUGCUCAGGUUUCUUGUGCUCACCUCUCUUGCAGCCCUGGUGCUGGCUGAGCUGGAGCCCCAGCCCAGGUUUCUGGAGGAUGACCAAACCCAGGAAAGGGUUGUGGGAGGCGAAGUGGCCAAGCCCAACUCUUGGCCAUGGCAGAUCUCUCUUCAGUACAAAUCUGGUUCCAGCUUUUACCACACCUGUGGAGGAACCUUGAUCAGGAGUGGAUGGGUCAUGACUGCAGCUCACUGUGUCGACAGGACUUGGCGUGUCGUUGUUGGAGAUCACAACAUCAACAGCCACGAGGGAAAAGAGCAGUACCUCAGCGUGAGCCGUGUCCACAUUCACCCUAACUGGAACCCCAGCAGCGUCGCUGGAGGAUGGGACAUCGCUCUCCUCCGUUUGUCCACCAAUGCCGUUCUUAACAACAACGUCCAGCUCGGUGCUCUGCCUCCCUCUGGUCAGGUUCUGCCCCACAACAAUCCCUGCUACAUCAGCGGAUGGGGCCGCACCCAAACUGGUGGUCAGCUUUCUGCUCAGCUGAAGCAGGCCUACCUGCCUGUCGUUGACCACGCGACCUGCUCCAGCUACGGAUGGUGGGGCAGCACCGUGAAGCAGUCCAUGGUCUGUGCAGGUGGCGGCAGCGAAUCUGGAUGUCAGGGUGACUCAGGUGGCCCCCUGAACUGCAGUGUCAACGGUAGAUGGGUUGUCCAUGGAGUGACCAGCUUUGUGUCCUCUUCUGGCUGCAACGCCUACAGAAGGCCCACCGUCUUCACCCGCGUCUCCGCUUACAUCAGCUGGAUGAACAGCAUCAUGGGUUGAGAAGAAACGCUGUGUCCAUGGAAACGAGAGGACACUGUGGAUUCAUGUUUAACAUCAGAAUAAACUGUCCUUUGAUAUUUACUUAUCUUAUUUCUUUAUUUUGUAUUAAGCAACAUUAUGGAAGGUAUACAAUACCCCUUUCUCAUGAAAAAUUUAUAGGAAAAUCUUAAGCUUUUGAGUAUUCAGAAAAAUUAUUUUUUUGAAUAGUGAAACUCUGGUGCAAGGACAUUAUACUUUUUGUAGAAACACAUAAAAUAUGUCUUUGGAAGGGA
Messenger RNA from Menidia menidia (Atlantic silverside), 2114 nucleotides. The record is from the annotation of a GenBank genome assembly. NCBI's taxonomy places the organism in Eukaryota, Metazoa, Chordata, Actinopteri, Atheriniformes, Atherinopsidae.